Molecule: messenger RNA, 743 nt
Organism: Xenia sp. Carnegie-2017
Lineage: Eukaryota; Metazoa; Cnidaria; Anthozoa; Malacalcyonacea; Xeniidae
Exons: 4
Coding region: 1-696 (231 amino acids)
Source: RefSeq, a predicted model, not a curated record
AUGGCUUGUCUUGGUCUCCCAUAUCACAAUGAAAUGUUGCACAGUGUUAUUGGACGAUUCUAUUUUGAAUAUCUGUUUAAGGCUAGGGUUUUGCCACAAACAUUAAGGUUAGACAGAGGGACAGAAACUGAUGUCAUGGCAACAAUUCAUUGCUUCCUACGAGGUGAUUUGUAUAACGCUUUAGAUGCUAUAAUUUAUGGACCUUCCACUCAAAACAAGAUUGAAAGGUGGUGGAGGGAUCUUCUUGAGAGAAUGGAAAGGUUUUUUAAGGAACAACUUAAAUGCUUGGUUGAAAGUGGAGAUUAUGAUUCCAGUGAUCAAAAUGACAGAGACUUACUGGCUUAUGUAUACAUCCCAAUAAUUCAAAAGGAACUAGAUAUUUUUCGUGAGUGUGUUUGGAAUAACCACAGAACACGUAAACAGAGAGGAAAAGAACUGCCAGCAGGAAUUCCAGAACACAUAUUCCAUUUUCCAGAGAAGUAUGGUGGUGAACAAUGUGGAAUUGAUAUUACAGAAGAACAACUGCUUGAGGUUUCUGAGUUAUCAAAUGUUUUGGAAGACAAUGAUGAUUAUAUAAGACCAGCUGUUCGUGAAGAGUGUAAGAAGCAUUUGCCCCAAAUACAUGAAAUUAAUCCCAGUGAUGCUAAGGAAGCUUAUUUAUACUUAAAGAGUCAUGUUGAUGUGAAUAUUUUUUAAGACACAAUAGAAACUCGCUUUAUUAAAAUCGUAUUUUGAAAACUGAA